CUUUCACUCCCUGGGAUCACCAGGGCGUCUGUCCACAGGAGAGUGUCUACUGUGAACAGAAGUGUGGUGCGCGGAUGAUGCGCAGGUUGCUCUCUCAGCACAUGCUUUCCGAGUGCCCCAAGCGCACGCAGCCCUGCACCUACUGCGCCAAGGAGUUCUUGUACGACACCAUCCAGAACCACGAAUACCAAUGCCCGCGUUAUCCUGUGCCUUGUCCGAACCAGUGUGGGGCGCCCAGCAUUGCCAGGGAAGACCUCAGCGGGCACCUGAAGGACAACUGCACCACGGCGCUGGCGCUCUGCCCCUUCAAGGAGGCUGGUUGCAAACACCGGUGCCCGAAGGUGUCAAUGGGUCGCCACCUGGACGAGAACACCAAGCUCCACCUGGGCCUGAUGUGUGCCCUGGUGGUGAGGCAGCGGCAGGAGCUGGGGGAACUGCGCCGCGAGGUGGAGGAGCUGGCGGUGGGCAGCGACGGCGUCCUGAUCUGGAAGAUUGCUGACUACGCCCGGAAGCUGCAAGAGGCCAGGGCCCGCAGCAAUUACGAGUCCUUCAGUCCCCCCUUCUACACUCACCGCUACGGCUACAAGCUCCAAGUGUCGGCCUUCCUCAACGGCAACGGGAGCGGCGAAGGCAGCCACCUCUCGGUCUACAUCCGGGUGCUGCCCGGCCAGUACGACAACCUUUUAGAGUGGCCCUUUGCCUACCGCGUCACCUUCUCCCUCCUGGACCAGAGCGACCCCUCUCUCUCCAAGCCGCAGCACAUCACCGAGACCUUCCUCCCGGACCCGGCCUGGAAGAACUUCCAGAAGCCUGGAUCGGGCCGCACCUCCCUGGACGAGAGCCUGCUGGGGUUCGGCUAUCCCAAGUUCAUCUCCCAUGAGGACAUCAAGAAGCGCAAUUAUGUGAGGGCCAACGCUGUCUUCAUCAAGGCGUCCGUGGAGAUCCCCCAGAAAAUUCUCUCUUGAGCCGCUGUGUAGACCUGUCCCCCAGCAGCUGGGGACAUUUCAAAGGCUGGGUUAGAUCAGGGGGUCUUGCCUGGGGACCUCUCUUGGAAAUACUGUCUCCCACUGAAAUUGCCCUUCAGAGUCCUGAACUCUGGAGUGAUUCUUGAUUUCCCCCCCCCAAAUGGUGCUAAGUGCUACAGGCCAAGGAGGAAGCCCAGGUGAGCUUGAGACCCUUUCCUUUCCCCCCGAGCAGCUGGGCUGCCUCUACCCCCGGCCCCAAAUCCACUAGUCCUCCUUCCUGAGCAUCUCAUCCUGGUCUUGGACCAGGUUCUUGCUUGAGGGGCAGGAAGAACCUUUGGAAGCCUUGACUCAGUGGAGUCAGGAUGCCACCAAGAGAGGGUUCAGGUCUCCGCUUCUGUGAUGAGCUGGUCUUGUACUUGAUCCCGCCUUCCCCCUCCCUGCCCGCCUGCCAGAAGCCAGCAUAUUCCCAGCCUUGGUCCUGGGCUGUGCGUUGCCCCGGGGAAACGGGCCGGGCCGUUCUGGUCCCUCAGGGAUGCCCACGCAAUCACGGGACCCUCUUGCUUUUGCAACCAGCUUCAGAAGGUUGACUUCCACCCCACUUAGCUGGGUAAAGGGAGCGGCUCUGCUCGUGACGCUGCCGGCUCCCUUUGUCCUUGUGCCUGAUAACCUUCGGAACCCUUUGCCUCCCACUCAGUUGCCUGGAUCGAUCUCCUGUUCAGUGGAGGGGGCGGGCGGAGCCCUGUUCUGACCUUACUCCACCAAAGAGCCAUAUUUUCGAAGGUGAGCCUCAGAAUCUCUGAGUGGGGCUGGUGCUCCUUCAUUCAGGGCCCUGCGGGGUGUCUUCCUGGGACUGUGUUUUUUGGAUCAGUUUUUGCCUGCAGGGGUGCUUGGGAACAGUUAACAGUCUCUGUUCCCAUCUCUCUCUUACUGUGUUUUUUUUAAUAAACAAUUCAGUGUAUUUAUUAACCAG
Molecule: messenger RNA, 1935 nt
Organism: Rhineura floridana
Lineage: Eukaryota; Metazoa; Chordata; Lepidosauria; Squamata; Rhineuridae
Gene: TRAF4
Product: TNF receptor associated factor 4
Exons: 4
Coding region: 75-965 (296 amino acids)
Biological process (GO): positive regulation of JNK cascade; activation of NF-kappaB-inducing kinase activity
Molecular function (GO): protein binding; zinc ion binding
Source: RefSeq, a predicted model, not a curated record